This is a messenger RNA of Botrytis porri, 273 nucleotides long. RefSeq lists its product as uncharacterized. The record is from RefSeq and is a predicted model, not a curated record. Lineage: Eukaryota; Fungi; Ascomycota; Leotiomycetes; Helotiales; Sclerotiniaceae. The transcript has a single exon. Bases 1 to 273 code for a protein of 90 amino acids.
AUGAUUGAAUUCGAGGAUGAGAAUGCGGAUGAGAGUGAGAGUGAGAGUGAGAGUGAGAGUGAGAGUGAGAGUGAGAGUGAGAGUGAGAGUGAGAGUGAGAGUGAGAGUGAGAGUGAGAGUGAGAGUGAGAGUGAGAGUGAGAGUGAGAGUGAGAGUGAGAGUGAGAGUGAGAGUGAGAGUGAGAGUGAGAGUGAGGAAGGGAAUGAGAAUGAGAAUGAGGAUGAGGAUGAGAUUGGGGAUGAGGAUGGGAAUAAAGGACAUAUAUAUACAUAA